GACGGGAGUGACUAUUCAGCUGUCUGGUACUGAGAAUUCUGAUUAUUUGCGGUACGGAAAGGAGUUUUUCAAGUGGAUAUCGUUCAUUGAAAGAAAUAGAUGUUUUUGUAUGUUAAAGGAAGUGUGAAGUAUGAAAAGGAGAACUCUCGAUGCCUCCAAGCUGCGAAGGCCGAUUAGGAGAUCAAGGAUAACUGAUUCGGUCCAUGGCAGUUGGUUUUUGUACCUAAGGUUUUUCAUUGUUUGGCUUCUUGUUAUCACAAUGGAUUUCCUCCUGGAGUUCAGAUUUGAGUUUCUGUGGCCUUUUUGGUUGCUGAUUCGAAGCAUUUAUGAUUCCUUCAGAUACCAAGGGCUGGGCUUAACAAUUCUAUUUUUGGUGGUGACAUUGUGUGCAGAUCUACUGUGUCUAGUUGUCUUACCAGUGCAUUGGUUGUUUUUUGCUGCAAGUACAUAUGUAUGGGUUCACUUUGUGUGGAAUACAGAUCGUGGUCCAUGCCUUCCAACUCUUUCACUUUGGUUGUUAUUUGUUUAUGUUGAAGCCUCAGUGAGGUUACGAGGAAUUAAAACAAUACCAUUUCAUUUGGACUUAUGUAGACCGUUUGCAGCUCAUUGCAUUGGCUACCCAAUGGUUAGCCUUGGCUACGGCUUUAAAAGCUAUGUAGGUUGUAGAAUUAAACAGUAUAAACAAGAAGAUGUUUCUAAAGAAAAUGAUUUUUAUCAUCAGCUGAUAGCUUAUGCACUACCGUCUGAUCUCAUGCAAAAACAAACAUCCGAUAAAGCUUUCAUUGGUCGGAUCCCGAUGAUGGAUUGUCUUUUGAGUCGGAAAGGACCCUUGCCAGUACUUACAAAUGGUAUUAAUACCAAAAUGGACGUUGAAGCUUUGCUAGCGAGAGAAGCUAACAGACGGGGCCUAAAACUCUCCGAUCUGAAAGCAGAUAUCGAGGAGAAAUCCUUAUCAUUGAAUGACCUCGAACUUAUAUCUAGUAUACCAGCAAAGACUAUAUCUAUUGCGGGCUCGCAACGUAAGGGAAUAAGCAAUGGAGAUAUAGAGAACGGCAAUGUAAAAUUUUCUGUCGGAAAGGCACAGGGUAAUUCUAGAAAUUACGGAGAUACAAAGAAAAUUAGCUUUAAAGGGCGGAACGAUAUCGAGGAUGAGGAGAACUCGGACAGCGCGGAUUCCACGUCAAGUAGCGGUGUAAUGCGCAGCAGUACAAGUAGCUCACCAAAGUCGGCACGUGACAAAUCUUUAGAAGCGUCAUUGCAAGCUAGAAUCAAAGAUGAAGUUCAAAUAAGACGAAGAAUCGAAUCUCAGUUAGGUCAAAUGGAAUCUGACUUAAAGCGAGUUCGAUUCGACUUACAUUCAAGUAGGCAACAGGAAACUGAGCUGCGCGGACAGUUGAAUUCCAUACAUGCCAGUGAGCGAUUCCUGAAAUCUGAAUUAUCCAGACUUAGAUUGGAGAACGAUGGAUUUACACAGAAAAUCACAUCUCUCAGUAAUACCGCCAAGCAGGACAAGUCAAAUAUCACAAGUCUAGAGAAAAAGUACAAGAGCGAACGGGAUUCCAGACAGAAUCUCGAGCAGCAAUUAAAGGAAAUUAAGAAAAAGUCUCAGGACAUGUCGAACCAGCGCGAUAGUCAUGACUCUUGCGUUACCAAGCGACAAGAACUUGAGCAGGAACUUGUCUCAAUGCGGGGAAAAAUUUCUGAUUUGGAAGAUAGGGUUUCAGAAUUAGAUGGUGAGAACGAGAAAUUGAAAAAGAAAUCAAUGGAUAAUGAUGGAAUGAAAUUGAAAAAGGAGACAGAGCUUCUUUAUUCUGCGUUAACAGCAAUGCAAGGGAAAAACACCCAUUUGGAGCACAGCCUGAGCUCCGAGACACGCCUCAAACUUGAUCUGUUUUCAGCCCUGGGAGACACAAGACGACAACUUGAAAUCGCGCAAAACCAACUGGCAAAUAAGGACAAAGAAUUGGAAGUAUUUAAAGGGAAAUUCGCGGAGGCAAUGGCAGUAAUGCCACAGAAUUUCAAUGAGACAUCACUAGGAGGGUUUCUUAGUCAUAAUCAUAAUCAUACUGAUUCUGGAUUGGUGAAGACCUCUUCAUACUUGCCAACUACUUCCGCAUACGCACCAGUCACUAAGAAUGGUAUCCUAUAAGGUGACUCGUUUCAUGAAAAACUGUUGUAAUUAAAACUAGAGAUGCUGCUUUUUUGUUGUUUCGCUUUCCUUUGUCACUUUUCGUAAAAAAUCGACAUGAUCUUUGAGAUUUUUGCCGUAACGCAAGGCAUUUUCUUUUCAGGCCAGGAAUUUUCAAAUUUUUCUUUUAGAAUUUUUUAUAAAUUCAACUUCCCUCACCUUACCUUUAUUGUCCUUUUAGUUGAUAUUUUUUGUGACCCAUUGUUAUUGGAAACUUCAUAUUUUAGUCAGAAAGUGAUAUUUUCAUUUCUGGAAACCUUCCCAUUGCUAAAGAUUGAGAUCAAAAUAUUGCAUAGAGAAAUAUUAAACCCACUCCAAUGUUUGCAGUUAUACUUUCAGGUCAAGCUACAACAAAACGAACCAAUAAAAACCAGCAGCAUUUUCACGCUAUCACAUUAAAUAGAAUAAUGGGGUCAAUGGUGUUGGUUUGCUGAUUUCAACAGAGUUCUUGUAUUACGCUCUUCUGGAUGUUUUCAUGAAAUUAAUCUCAACCUCAAUCUUAUAAGAACAGUGUUUUUCGGGUAUGAAAAGAGUUUGUAAACUGAACUGCUGAUAAAUUUCGCUAGUUUGUCUCCUACCAGCUAGUCUGGUCGGAACCACACUUUGAAGUUUGACCUUUCAGCCUCCAGUUUUUGCCUGACAAAAGUUUUAAUUUAAACUCUACCCCAUCAAUGCCCCACUUUACCAUAUUUUAGUUUUUUUGUCCGUAAGAAAAGCUUUCCCAAGUCUUCCCUACUAAAUCUUUCUAAAUAAGCCUGAAUUAUCCCAACGUAAGGCCUACAAGUAUCCAAGUCAUCUCCAAUUUUCUUGAUAAACUUGACUACACGGUUUAUUAACUAAACCUUUUGCUGUUAUGUAAAAAUACCAUAGACCGAGGUUACGGCUCGGAUAAUGCGGUCGCUCCCGUCUUUAAGAGCUUCCUCGAAGAAGUUUUUAACAAUUUGCAGUAGAUAAAGAAUACUUUGCUUGACUUAAAGUAAAUGCAUUCAACUGUAUAUUUCUCUUUUAGCAUGACAUUAAAUUUGGUUAAUAUUGGCUGAAA
Molecule: messenger RNA, 3230 nt
Organism: Rhopilema esculentum
Lineage: Eukaryota; Metazoa; Cnidaria; Scyphozoa; Rhizostomeae; Rhizostomatidae
Product: macoilin-like
Biological process (GO): neuronal signal transduction
Cellular component (GO): rough endoplasmic reticulum membrane
Source: RefSeq, a predicted model, not a curated record